AAAGGGAGAAACUGGGGACCCCAGCCAGAGGGGACUAGAAGAAGGUGCCUGAAAUCACCAGGGCGGGAGACCCUGGGCCUGACUGCCCACAGGGCUGGCUCGCAGAAGGACAGGGUCUCAGCUGCCUACAUCCCCAUUCCCUGCACCUAGCUCAGUUUCAAAAAUCCAAAGGGACACCUGGAGCCCUCAAUAAAUAUUUGUCCAAUUCAUGAAUGAGUAAAGGUGAGGGAGGGGGUGUGUUCUGAAAGCCCAUCCUGGUCCUCCCGUCCUCCAGGCCAACCACACCCCAGCAGUCACAGCUGGAUAAAAACUCUCCCUCCCAAGACUAUCUCCGGGGAAGAAAGAGCUCUCAUUGCAGCGGCCUCACUGGGCCACGGGACUGCAGGAGCGGACAAUGCCCAGGUACACGGUGCACGUGCGCGGGGAAUGGCUGGCGGUGCCCUGCACGGACCCACAGCUCACGGUGGGCUGGCUAGGCCGUGAGGCCGUGCGGCGCUACAUGAAGAACAAGCCAGACAAUGGUGGCUUUGCCUCCGUGGACGCUGUGCGCUUCCUUGUGCGCCGGUGCAAGGGCCUGGGCCUGCUGGACAAUGAGGAUCUGCUGGAGGUGGCCCUGGAGGACAAUGAGUUUGUGGAAGUGGUCAUAGAAGGCGAUGCAAUGUCCCCUGACUUCAUUCCCUCUCAGCCGGAAGGAGUUUACCUAUACAGCAAAUACCGGGAGCCUGAAAAGUACAUUGACUUAGAUGGGGACAGUCUGACCACAGAGGAUCUGGUCAACUUGGGAAAGGGACACUACAAAAUAAAGCUCACUCCAAUUGCCGAAAAGAAGGUACAGCAAUCCAGGGAAGUCAUAGACAGCAUCAUAAAGGAAAAAACAGUUGUUUACGGCAUUACUACAGGUUUUGGGAAAUUUGCCAGAACUGUCAUACCUGUCAAUAAGCUACAGGAGCUUCAGGUCAACUUGGUUCGUUCCCACUCUUCAGGUGUUGGGAAACCGCUCAGUCCUGAGAGGUGUCGGAUGCUCCUGGCUUUAAGGAUUAAUGUCUUAGCCAAAGGAUACAGUGGCAUUUCCCUGGAGACCCUCAAACAAGUUAUUGAAGCCUUUAAUGCCUCCUGCCUUUCCUACGUUCCAGAGAAAGGCACUGUUGGUGCCAGUGGAGACCUUGCCCCACUCUCUCAUCUUGCUCUUGGGCUAAUUGGAGAAGGGAAGAUGUGGUCUCCAAAGAGUGGCUGGGCUGAUGCUAAAUAUGUCCUGGAAGCUCACGGAUUGAAACCAAUUGUUCUGAAACCGAAAGAGGGCCUGGCACUCAUCAAUGGGACGCAGAUGAUCACCUCCCUGGGCUGUGAAGCUGUAGAGAGAGCCAGUGCCAUCGCCAGGCAGGCUGACAUUGUGGCGGCCCUGACCCUGGAGGUGCUGAAGGGAACCACCAAAGCCUUUGAUACCGACAUUCAUGCUGUCCGCCCUCACCGUGGGCAAAUUGAAGUGGCUUUUCGGUUUCGAUCUCUGUUGGACUCAGAUCACCACCCUUCAGAGAUAGCAGAGAGCCACAGGUUCUGUGACCGUGUUCAGGAUGCCUACACCUUGCGUUGCUGUCCACAGAUCCAUGGUGUGGUGAAUGACACCAUAGCGUUUGUGAAAGACAUCAUUACCACUGAACUGAACAGUGCAACAGAUAAUCCUAUGGUCUUUGCCAGUCGGGGAGAGACAAUUUCUGGAGGGAAUUUCCACGGUGAAUACCCAGCCAAAGCCCUCGACUAUUUGGCCAUCGGCGUCCAUGAACUUGCUGCGAUUAGUGAAAGAAGAAUCGAAAGGCUCUGUAACCCCUCCCUCAGUGAGCUGCCUGCUUUCCUGGUGGCUGAAGGUGGUCUGAACUCUGGCUUCAUGAUAGCCCACUGCACAGCCGCAGCCCUUGUUUCUGAGAACAAGGCUCUGUGCCACCCCUCAUCUGUGGACUCGCUCUCUACCAGUGCUGCCACGGAGGAUCACGUCUCCAUGGGAGGGUGGGCAGCCAGGAAGGCCCUCAGGGUCAUCGAACACGUGGAACAAGUGCUGGCCAUUGAGCUCCUUGCAGCCUGCCAGGGCAUAGAGUUCCUACGACCCCUGAGAACAACCACUCCACUGGAGAAGGUCUAUGACCUGGUGCGCUCUGUUGUAAGGCCCUGGAUAAAAGAUCGCUUCAUGGCUCCAGACAUCGAGGCGGCACACAGGCUGCUCCUGGAACAGAAGGUUUGGGAUGUAGCUGUACCCUACAUCGAGAAAUACAGAAUGGAGCAUAUUCCAGAAUCAAGACCUAUUUCUCCAACAGCCUUUUCACUGGAAUCUCUACACAAGACCACCAAAAUCCCAGAGUCCGAAGAUCUUUAAUGGCUUUGUCAGAUCAGCUUAGCAGAUCAGAUGGCCCUUAGCUGAACACAAAACAAGUACCGUGCUGAGGGAAAACCUGAGAACUUUCCUAGGUGGAUCAGUCUAUUAUACACUGCAGAUAUCCUGGGUCCUGCUCUGGCUAAGCCAGUGGCAUUAUUACAGAUGCUAAGUCCAGCACUGUAAGUCCUCAGGUGGAAGGACUUUUCUUUCUUAAUAAUAUCAUUAGGCUACUUAUUCUUAAGAAUAGCCACAGUUGCAAUGGGUCUGUUUUUAACUCUUAGUGUUAGAGGAACUCAAUUGGAAACAGAUUGACAGCAUUUUUUUUUUCAAAAAAAAAAUUUGUUGGCGAAUCUUAUUAUUUUUUUAAUUCACUUCCACAAGCUAGUUGACUUUCUUUAGUUGAUUGUAUUAUGCUAUAUGACUAAGGUUUCUUAUUAUGCCCUCUAAACUGCCAUUUUAAGUCAUAAUUUGUUCUUAAGGUGCUAUUCCUUUUAUUAGUUUAAUUAUCCAUAGUUUUUUUAGCAGUUAAGUACAGAGGUGGUAAAAACCACCCACAAGGAGUUUUAUAUGGAAAUGAAUAUAAAGUUAAGAAAUGAAUAUAAAGAUUGCUAUUUGGGUGGCCCUUAUUGUACUGCGUCUUUCAUGUUUAUCAAAUAUCAUUACAUAUAUCUUUUAAUUGUUUACUCAUUUGCUUAAGCUAGAGUUUGAAAUUAGUAUCUGUUCACAGUUGAUAGUGACCCUGCUAAAAUGACUCCUCAUUUCACAGAUAAGAGAUCUGUGGAGGUUGACCAACCCCCUCCCUCUAAUGGUAAUCAUUAAAGUUAAGCCCUGUUGACAAAGGUCAGGUGGGGCCCUAGGAUGUAUUACUCAAUGUGUUUUCCCCUCAAGAAAAUAAGGGACCUUCUGGGGAGGCUUGAGUGUCAUUGUCCAGGGAAAGAGUGGGUCAGAUGAUUUCUUGGCAUCCCAAGGCUAAGAUCUGUGACUUUGCACCCAUCUGUACAAAUGUGUGCAAAGCACUCCAAGUGCUGGCUCUGAGGACUGUAGCUGGGAAAGAAAAGGACAGACACACUUGCCAGUUUUCCCAGCUUGAGGACAGCCUAUAGUGAGUGCACCCAAAGGUGUGGUUCACAGUGGGCUCCUCAGUCUUGAUUGUACCUGUCCAGAGGAAAGGUGGAGAUCCUAGUGAAAACUGCUGAAGCAAAACGUGUGCUGAGGUACUUGUCUACCUAGCAGUUGUUCUUGGUGCUGUUCUUUGCUAAAAAUGGAAGUUUACACUUUACACAAAUGAAGUUUACUCAUUCUUAUACACAAGCUGCAGUUGAGCCAGUAAACCACAGCAAAUGGCUGCCCUUCACUCCAGUUUGGGGAGUGCUGGACUCUGUCUACCCCUGAGGUCCUUUGGGGCACAAGGGCAUUUGAUGCAACUCUGUUAGUAGCUGACGUCAUCUAUCUUCAAGAGACUUUCAAGGUAAAUAUGGAAUAAAUGGUUUCAAUGGU
Messenger RNA from Marmota monax (woodchuck), 3862 nucleotides. It is a transcript of the gene Hal, whose product is annotated as histidine ammonia-lyase. The coding region runs from base 395 to 2365 and encodes 656 amino acids. The transcript has 20 exons. Gene Ontology annotation, molecular function: histidine ammonia-lyase activity. Lineage: Eukaryota; Metazoa; Chordata; Mammalia; Rodentia; Sciuridae. Gene Ontology annotation, cellular component: cytoplasm. The record is from RefSeq and is a predicted model, not a curated record. Gene Ontology annotation, biological process: L-histidine catabolic process.